AUGAAGAGUCCUCUCACUCUCUCUCUCUCUCUCUUUCUCUCUCUCUCCCCUUUUUCUGUUUCGCAUCCUUCUCUAUUUCUCUCUCUCUCUGAGCCUUUCAUGCUUUCACUCGCUCUCUCUCCCUCUCUCUCAAUUUCCAAGUCUUUCAUGUUCUCUCUCAGUGUGUUUGAAAGUCUCUCGUUUUUCUCUCCCUCUCUCUACUUUAUCUGUAUCUCGCGUCCUUAUGCCGAUCUCUUUUUCUUUCUUCUUGUCUUUCACUUCCAACCUCUCUUUCUUUCCCGCUCUCUAUCUCACCAUUUUCUAUUUCGCAUCCUUCUCUAUUUCUCUCUCUCUCUCUCUCAGCCUUUCUUACUUCCACUCGCUCCCCCCCCUCUCUCUCUAUUUCCAAGUCUUUCAUGUUCUCUCUUCCUGUGUUUGAAGUCUCUCAUUUUUCACCAUAUCUCUCUACUUUCUCUGUAUCUCCCGUCCUUAUGUCUAUCUAUCUUUCUUUCUGCUUGUCUUUCACUUCCACUCUUUCCCUUUCCCUUUCCCUCCCUCUUUCUCUGUGCUUUCCGUCCUUACCUCUUUCUCUCUUUCUUUCUUCUAGUCAUUCUCUCUUCUUUCCCUCUCUCUUCUCUUAUAUUUUCUCCCUCUCUCACGCUCACGUUGAAUGUCUUCUCUCUCUCUCUCUCUCUCUCUCUCUCUCUACUGCUACUGAGACACCUAUCCUUAUAUCUGUCUUUCUGCCUAUCUUUCUUUCAUUCUCUCGCUCUCUAUUUACAAGUCUCUUAUAUUCUCUCCCUCUCUUUUAAUGUCCUUUGUCUUUCCCUUCCACUCUCUCUCUUUGUCUCUCUCUCUUCCCCUCAACUGUUACUGAGUCUACACCCUAUCUCUGAAUAUUUACUGUCUUUCUUUUCCUCCCUCCCUCCCUCCUCUCUCUCUUCUUCCAACCCCGCUCUCUCUCUCUUUUUCUUUCUUCUUCUCUUUCACUACCACGUUCUCUUUCUUUCGCAUCCUUCUCUAUUUCUCUCUCUCUCUCUCAGCCUUUCUUACUUUCACUCGCUCUCUCUCUUUCCCUCUAUUUCCAAGUCUUUCAUGUUCUCACUUCCUGUGUUUGAAAGUCUCUCAUUUUUCACCAUAUCUCUCUACUUUCUCUGUAUCUCCCGUCCUUAUGUCUAUCUAUCUAUCUUUCUUUCUGCUUGUCUUUCACUUCCACUCUUUCCCUUUCCCUCUUUCCCUCCCUCUUUCUCUGUGCUUUCCGUUCUUAUCUCUUUCUCUCUUUCUUUCUUACUUUCAUUCUCUCUCUCUCUCUAUUUAUCAGUCUCUUAUAUUUUCUCCCUCUCUCACGCUCACGUUGAAUGUCUUCUCUCUCUCUCUCCCUCUCUCUCUACUGCUACUGAGACCCCUAUCCUUAUAUCUGUCUUUCUGCCUAUCUUUCUUUCAUUCUCUCGCUCUCUAUUUACAAUCUACACCCUAUCUCUGAAUAUUUACCGUCUUUCUUUUCCUCCCUCCCCUCUCUCUCUCUCUCUUUGUCUUUCUUCUUCUUGUCACGUAUAUUUAUGUUUUCGGCGAAUACACGACCAAAUGCCAAUGAACAUUCAAAGAAAGAAUAAAACGUCCCUUUAUUUAAAUAUCUCUCGUCUUUCUCCCCCCCCCUCUCUCUCUCUCUCUCUCAACCUCUCUACCUCUCCUACGUUCUCUGUGUCAUCCGUCCUUAUAUCUUUCUUUCUUUCUUUCUUUCUUUCUUUCUCAUUUUCAUUAUUAGUCUAUCCCCCCUCUCUCUCUCUCUCUCUCUCUCUGUUUGAAUGUAUCUUGUCUUUCUCUUUCUUUCUCUUUCUACUUUCACGGUGUCUCCCAUCCUUAUCUCUUUUUCUCUUCCUCGCUAUCAUUCUCGUCCUCUCUCUCUCUUUUUUUGAAUGUCUCUUGUCUUUCUCUUCUACACUCUCUCUUUCCCAUUCUCUUACUCUAGUUUCUCGAUGUCUCCCAUCCUUAAGUCUUUCUCACUUUCUUUUUUACUCCCUUUCUUACUGUCAUUGUGUCUGCCGCCCUCAUCGCUUUCUUUCUGCCUUACUUUCAUUCUCUCUCCCUCUCUCUCUCUCUCUCUCUCUCUCUAUGUUCCAGUCUCUUAUAUUUUCUCUCCCCCUCUCUCUCUUUGAAUGUCUCUUGUCUUUCUCUUCCACUUUCUCUCUCUCUCUCUCUCUCUACUGUCAAUAUUUCUCUCUCUUUCUCUUGCUUCCUACCUUUCUUACUUUCAUUUUCUCUCUCUGUAUGUUUCAGUCUCUUAUAUUUUCUCUUCUCACCCUCUCUCUCUUUGAAUGUCUCUUGUCUUUCUCUUCCACAUUCUCUCUCUCUCUCUCUCUCUACUGUCAAUAUGUCUAUCUUUUUCUCUUGCUUACUUUCAUUCUCUCUCUCUCUCUCUCACUUUCUAUGUUCCAGUCUCUUAUAUUUUCUCUCCGUCUCUCUCUCUCUUUGAAUGUCUCUUGUCUUUCUCUUUCACUUUCUCUCUCUCUCUACUGUCAAUAUGUCUAUCUAUUUCUCUUGCUUCCUGCCUUCAUACUUUCCUUCGCUCUCUCUUUCUCUCUCUCUCUCUCUGUUCCAGUUUGUUAUACUCUCUCCCCCCUCUCUAUAUAUCUCUUUGAAUGGCCCUUGUCUUUCUCUUCCACUUUCUCUCUUUCUACUUCUCAUUCUCUCUCCCUCUCAAUAUCUCUUGUCCGUUAUUUAACGUCUUUUUAA
This is a messenger RNA of Acanthosepion pharaonis, 2712 nucleotides long. The record is from the annotation of a GenBank genome assembly. Lineage: Eukaryota; Metazoa; Mollusca; Cephalopoda; Sepiida; Sepiidae.